Messenger RNA from Gigantopelta aegis, 4525 nucleotides. RefSeq names its product acid ceramidase-like. The record is from RefSeq and is a predicted model, not a curated record. The coding region runs from base 137 to 1297 and encodes 386 amino acids. Gene Ontology annotation, biological process: fatty acid metabolic process. The transcript has 13 exons. Gene Ontology annotation, cellular component: lysosome. Gene Ontology annotation, molecular function: N-acylsphingosine amidohydrolase activity; fatty acid amide hydrolase activity. NCBI's taxonomy places the organism in Eukaryota, Metazoa, Mollusca, Gastropoda, Neomphalida, Peltospiridae.
UAGUUUCACUUUUGGCCGGAAAUGGUAUUUCGCAUGUCAUGUUGUAGUCAUGUGAUGAUUUUAAUUUUUUUCACGCAGUCAUAGAUAAUCCUUGUUUUGUGGGUACACUCACGUUAAUUGUUACUUUUUACUAAAUAUGCUGGUUCCUAUUGCCCUUUUGGGUUUGGUUGCUGUUUGUGGAACGCAGUUACCGCCUGGGUUUAAUGUCACUUGUGUCAAAAACACCUAUCCACCAUCUUCCAGUCGUAAAGUGGCAACUGAAGUUUUGAAUUUAGAUCUUCCCCCCGAGAAAAGAUGGAUGAAAAUUGCUGGUCAACACAAGGAUGGGAUAAAGAACCUGUUAAGAUUACUGAAAGAGUUUAUCAAAGACUGGGAUAAUUCCACAAAGAUCAUUGACUGGGUCGACAAGAAUGUGGGACAGCUAGACAAAACACUGCCUUAUCCCUUUGGUGGGGAGAUUAAAGGUAUUGCAGAUGCAACUGGACUGAACCUUGGGGAAGUGGUUCUAUUUAACCUUUUCUAUGAGUUCUUCACUGUAUGCACUUCCAUUGUGGCAGAAGACCCUAGUGGCAAGCUGUUUCAUGCAAGAAAUCUGGAUUUUGGACUCUUCAUGGGAUGGAAUAUUAAGAAUCACACGUGGAUCAUAACAGAGGCCCUUCGACCUCUCGUGAUAAAUGUGGACUAUCAGCGUGGUGGGAAGACUGUGUUUAAAGCUGUUCAUUUCGCAGGAUACGUCGGUGUUUUGACAGGAGUCAGACCUAAACUGUUCACUCUAAGUAUGAAUGAAAGAUUUAACAUUGAUGGAGGAUACAUAGGUAUUUUGGAGUGGAUACUUGGUGAGCGUGAUCAGAUGUGGAUGGGUUUCCUGACACGGAUUGUCAUGGAGAAUGCCACAAGUUAUACAGAUGCGGAGAAGAGACUGUCGAACACAAAGAUGCUGGCACCAGCCUACUUCAUUUUAGGAGGACUCAAAUCUGGAGAGGGUAGCGUGAUCACCCGAUCCCGGGAGGCGUCUCUGUAUUUCUGGCAGAUGAAAGAUGCUGGGGGCUGGUACAUCUUGGAGACCAACUAUGACCACUGGAAGAAUCCACUUAUUGUGGACGACCGACGUCGGCCAGCAAACAAGUGCAUGAAGGAGAUGACACAGAAGGGAGUUUCUUUUGGAGGUAUAUUUGACGUCUUGUCUACAAAACCUGUUUUAAAUAAGUUGACAACAUACGCUGCUUUAAUGCAAGUCGACUCUGGUACAUUGGAGACAUGGUUGCAGUAUUGUCCUGAUCCAUGCUAUCCCUUCUAGAGGUUUCCAUGGCAACAUGACUCAGUAAUACUGUGAUAACAGGUUACAACAUACUCAGGGGAAAAUCAUUUUAAGAAAAGAUAGUCGAGGUUACAACAAUACUCGGUUGGGGGGGGGGGGGGGGGAUCAGUAAAAAAAAAAAGAUAGUCAGUGAAGUGUUUUAGAGUAUAUUAAAAUAACUUUUUGGGAUAUGGUAAACUUAACAAAACUUACAUACAUGUAUUUAUUUGUUUAUUUAUUAAGAGUUUAAAUGCUGUUUCUUUAUGUGACUAGUUUUAACAUCUUACAAUGAAUGAUGUCCUGAAUCUAUACUACUUGGAUUGAUCAUAGAACAUGUGCAUGUUAAAGUUAAAAAUAAAUUAGAUUUACCCACUCACUUUUUUUGGGGGUGGUGGGUGGGUGGGGUUGCAGAUAAAAACAACAACAGAUUACUAAUGUAUUGGCUUUAUCCUGUUACGGAUUGUGUGUUAUUUCUGUUACAUUCAUCAGGGUAUGAACCAAAAAAAUCAUCCUUAAACUGAAUCGGCCGAUGUUUUUUUUCUUAAAACCAGACAUUCAUGGAACCAAAUAAAUUGUCCAGUUUUCAGGGGUAUACAACCCCACAAAAACUUUAACUGUACUUUGGCAUUUGUUUCUGCUAGCAUUCUAUUCAUAAUCCGCCUUUUAUAUAUGUCUGCUUUCUUAAGAAUAUAUCCAACAAAUGUCCCAAUAACGAUAAGAUAUUUUAAUGUUUGUUUAUAUAUUUUGAUUUUUUUUUAAUGAUAUUAAGUUUAUCUAUGAGUGGUAGUUCAAUAAGGUGAAUUGUUUCAGAACAUUCCAUGUUAAAAAUACAUCUAAUCGCUGAAAAUGUUUAAACAUGAAAUAUUUUGAGGGUGAUAUGUUCAUAAAGAACACUGAUCUUUGGUUUUUGGUGCAAAGUGUAUAAUGCUAUCAUAUACAUCUAAUGAAUGAACAUUUAACGACGCCCCAGAAUUAUGUUCUAUACAACUAAAGACCAGGCCUCCCAGCCACUUGUACAUAUUAAAAUAUAGGAAAUAUAGGAAUUUGCAUACCAAAAUAUAGGAGUUUUAUAGGAAUUUUGAGGUCAAAUAUAGGAGUUUUAUAGGAAAAUUUGGACCAGUUAUCAUGAUUAUAGGCAUUUUACACAGAUUUUUAAAGACAUUUACAUUACUAAUGGUAUGUUCUUACCUUGCAUAUGUAAACAAGAUACCAUCUACUACCUCAACAAACAGGGUUGAAAAUUAGUAGUCGCCCGGUUGCCCGUAGUGAUCUUUAUUGGCUAUGGGCGACUAUGAAUUUCACAAAGGUAGUCCGUUGGGCAACCAUUGAUUUUAUAGUCCGGCGAAUAUGGUACCAGGUGAAAAAUUAACACACUGAAACUGAAUGGAAUGUGACAAAACGCACCGCUAUUGUGGUGGCACGAACUACAGAUCUGGCAACAGACAACAUUAUAGAACAUGUUCUAUAUUUUGACAAUGGCAGACUUACCAGACUCCACCUCAGCUUCUGAGAUUUUGAUCUGAGGCUUUAAAAAAAUAUAGCUCAAAAUGUAUUGCAAACACAUCAUGUUUUUGUUUUUUGAAGUUGUCGGAUUAAUGGACUGGAUACGCCAUAAUUAUUUAGUAGACCUACUUUUUGACAUUCUUCAAUGUUAUGGUACAAAUUAAUCAUAUUUAAUUAUAUUAUUCUGAGACAAAAUCAAAUUUUAACAUGUACUUUUAACUCAGACUAACAAUGAAAUGUUCCAUUACUACAUGGAUUAUUUUAAAAGUCAGUUAACUGGCAUGUAGGCCUAAAGAUAAAAUUCAUAUAAAACAUAUUAAUUUAUUAAAUUGUAAACCCAUAUCAUCUGGGGUAAAACUUUCAGUGUAAAUAAAAACAAUAUAUAUUUAUAAAACAGCAUAGGAUAAAUCCAACGUAAUCUGAACAACAAAAACUGGAAUAUGAGAUCAGGGUCGUAUUUCUGCACAAUGCAGAGUCGAUUGGGUAUUUGGCAAAAUAGUGGAUGAUUCCAUGAAUCUUUAUCUAGUGCCUCGUCUUUAGGAGGACAGUCACUCCCGAGGAGAUCUUUUACUGGAGAGUUCUCCAUAUCGAACCACCUUUCACAGGUGCACAAAGAAGUCUGUCAUUACCAGACUAAUAUACUAAAACAGUUCUACCUUUAGUCUCUUUGUAUUGCAUUAUCGAUUACUUCAGAGACAAUACAAGUGAAGCUGCAUACCUUGGCUGUUCUAGUAUUUUGUUGUUUGUAUCCCUGUAUUAAAAAUAUUUAAUCUGUAUCAUUUAAUGGUAACUUUUAAAGUAACUUUUAUUAACACUACUAUUUUUUUCUCUCUUUAAAUGUGAUUUGAGUUAGUAUGGGUUUAAAACUUAAUAUGUUAGUAAUAUGAAUUUUAACUUUAUUCGUUAUGAAGUUACAUGCCAAUUCAUCGGUUUCCUUUCUACGCAAAUGGACUAUAUACAUGGUUAUUAUUAUACAUGGUUAUUAUUCAACAAAGAACAUUCUAAUUUUGAUUUUGGUUGUGCAGGUAAAUUGGAGGGCUAGUUGAAUUUAAGAAGGGCCAGUAAGAUUUUUCUUCAACUGGCCCUGCUGGUGACCAUGGUUUUCAUGUUAAUUUUCAACCCUGAACUCUUAUAUAUACUAAGGCUUGCCAGCAGUCCAUGCCAGUAUCCAGGAUAAUAUGAAAGUUGGUGCACAUUCAAAGCAUCUUCCGAAUUUCUGACAGGCUGGCUGCCUUUCACUGCGAAUAUAACUCAGUAACAUAUUUUAUUCAUCAGCAUUUUAGCAAAGCAAUUGAGUCAAAUAUAGGAAAUAUAGGAGUUUUAUAGGAUCCUAUAAAAAAAUAUAGGAAAUAUAGGUCUGGGAGGCCUGAAAGACACAUUUAAACUUUUAAAAUAUUUGACACUUUGAUGGCAAUAGAUGUACCAGUACAUUCACAAAAAAAACUAGUCUUUGGUUUUUGGUGCAGAGUGUAUACUACUGUGGGGUUCUUUUAUUUGAGAGUCCAUGACAUAAUUAUGUAUAAUAUUAUUGUAUUUGACAUUCUGUUUGAUGUAUAAAAAUGAAGUAAUAAAUUACUUCUGCGUUAACCUUGUUUUAUAAUAAAAUCUAUGUAUAUUUGAUGGCAAUGAUACAAAUAUGUGAUGCUUUGGUGUGUGUGUGUGUGUAUAUAUAUAUUUACAAAAAUAAAAUGAUAAUAAUGAAAUAAAUAUUUAUUAAUUGUUUAA